Pseudocercospora fijiensis CIRAD86 is the source of this 6081-nucleotide messenger RNA. RefSeq lists its product as uncharacterized. The record is from RefSeq and is a predicted model, not a curated record. Gene Ontology annotation, cellular component: nuclear pore; nuclear pore cytoplasmic filaments. The transcript has 4 exons. Bases 1 to 6081 code for a protein of 2026 amino acids. Gene Ontology annotation, molecular function: structural constituent of nuclear pore. Gene Ontology annotation, biological process: RNA export from nucleus; post-transcriptional tethering of RNA polymerase II gene DNA at nuclear periphery; protein import into nucleus. Lineage: Eukaryota; Fungi; Ascomycota; Dothideomycetes; Mycosphaerellales; Mycosphaerellaceae.
AUGUCGUUCGGCGGCGGCUUCGGCUCGAGCAACACUGGUGGGGGGUUCGGAUUUGGAGCGAACAACAAUACAUCCAGCACCUUCGGCAACACCGCAUCGUCAGGGACGGGGCUUUUUGGCAGUACAACCACAUCAGGUGGAUUUGGCAGCGGUGGAGCUUUCGGCAAUACCGCAACGACAAGUAGCGGAGGUGGCCUCUUUGGCAGCGGCACUAGCACUGCAGGUGGCUUCGGCAGCGGCGGGUUCGGAAGCACGAACAAUAACAACACGAGCACCUCCUUUGGCCAAUCGAACACGACCGGCGGAGGUCUUUUCGGAAACAAGACAGGAGGCUUUGGAAGCACGAACACCGGCGGGUCCAUCUUCGGAGGCGGCAACAACGCUACUUCUGGUGGAUUCGGCAGUAACAACACCUCCCAGCCACAGCAAGGCGGUCUUUUCGGUACUUCGAACACCGGCGGCUUCGGUUCGACCAACAACACUACUAGUGGUGGCUUUACUGGAUUCGGCGCCAGCAACACUGCUGCCACCAACAAUAAUGGCACCGCAGGAACACCAUUUCAAGCAUUUUCUGAGAAGGACGGCACAAACAACCAGACCUCACAGUAUCAAUCCAUCACUUUCCAGCAACCAUAUCUGAACAAGAGUUUUGAGGAGCUGAGGACCGAGGACUACCUUCAAGGCCGCCGGUAUGGAAACAGCAACGGCCAAGCUGGAUCUUUCGGCCAGACCACUGGCUUUGGCGGCAGCGUCUUUGGCAACACCAACAAUACCAAUACCAACACAAGUGGGGGAGGGCUGUUCGGCGCCAACGCAUCUACUACGAACACUGCCACUGGCUUUGGUGGUGGUUUCGGCGCAAACAACGCUACGAACAACACUACUGGUGGCUUUGGAGCAAGCACUGGCGGAGGCCUCUUCGGCUCACAGCAGAAUAAGCCUGCAGGGGGCCUUUUCGGCAAUACCGCGAGCUCUGCCACGACUACAGGAGGCUUUGCUACCACUGCGCCGGCUUCAGGUGGCCUUUUCGGAUCGAACAACAACCCGCAGUCUACCGGGUUCGGCAGUACGAACACCGGCGGAGGCCUCUUUGGUAGCAACAACCAGACGCAAAACAAGCCAGCUUUCGGCGGAUUUGGCCAGUCGACUACGAACACCACUGGAGGCUUCGGCGCUAGCACCAACACCGGAGGCGGACUGUUCGGCAACACCUCGAACACCAACGCGAACACUGGUGGCGGUCUCUUUGGGUCCAACAACCAGCAGCAGACGCAGCAAAACCAAGGCGGCGGCUUGUUCGGCUCCAGUACAAACACUGGCGGUGGCCUCUUCGGCAACAAUCAGAACAAGCCAGCGACGGGUGGACUCUUUGGCAACAACACCGCGACCAACACGAACACAGGCGGUGGGUUGUUUGGCUCCAAUAACAACCAGCAGCAGAACACUGGUGGUGGGUUAUUUGGCUCCAAUACAAAUACGAACACUGGCGGUGGUCUUUUCGGCAACAACAACCAGCAGCAAAACAAGCCGGGUGGUCUGUUUGGAAGCAGCACGACAAACACCAAUAUUGGAGGUGGAUUGUUCGGCUCUAGCACACAGCAGAAUAACACUGGUGGCAGCUUGUUUGGUGGUGGCACCAGCAAUACCAAUACCGGAGGCAGCUCCCUGUUCGGCGGCAACCAACAGCAGAAUAAACCAGGUGGCCUCUUUGGCAGCACUGCUAGCAACACAAAUACAGGCGGAAGUCUGUUCGGCGGCGCUCAGAACAGUCAGCAGGGCAGCACUGGAUUGUUCGGUUCCACCAACCAGAAUCAGAACAACUCGCUGUUUGGAAGCACGAGCCAGAACACCGCUCAACAGCAGCCAAAUCAGCUCCACGCGAGCUUGACACUUUCACCUUACGGCAAUGACCAGCUAUUCAGCUCCUUGGGCCAGUCAGCUGCCCCAGUCGGGCCUCUUGCGACGCCACUCGCAGGAGCCAGACCUGCCCCCUCGAGGACGCCAAGCCUUCUGUCUAGCACGAGAUUGAACUCACCGAUCUACACGCCACGAGCCAGCAUGCUUGGUCGCCAGAACACCUAUGGAUUCAGCUACUCCAACUUUGGCACACCGAACUCGUCCUUUUCAAGCAGUCUCACGCCGCAGGCUAGUAGUCUGCUGAAGCCUACCAAUAGCCUCGGUAGCGCGCUGACCAGCAGACUUGCUAAGAGCAUGUCUAUGCAGAACUUGCGCGGCAUCGACACGCCCACUCGUGAGGGAGGCAGUCUGCUUCGUCCAACUCCCGGAAGUGCCUCAAGCAGGUUCCUCGAGACUGGCAGCAUGCGCAAGCUGAAGAUCGAUCGCAGCCUGCGCCAGGACCUAUUUGCUCCACUAGAGCAGCGACAAGACAUCUCACCUCCGCUCCACAAGAAGGUCAGCUUCGACAACUCUGCUGCUAACGCCAAGCAGUCGGAUGCACAGCCGAGUGCUGCGAAUGCUUUGGUUCGAACAGAGACCGAUGACGAUGACGUCUCUCCUGCUGCCACUCGUUCGCAACAGCGACCAAAUGGCACUCAUGUGGAGAUGCAGCAGGUCAAUGGCGCCUCUCUUACUGAUAUCCCAGAAGAUGCCGAGCCACAACGCCCAGCAUCUGCACCAGGCACCAAGCGUCCUGUGGAGAAGACGGCGCCAAAGGUACCUGAAGCUGGUGAAUAUUGGAGCAAGCCGUCCUUGAAAUCCCUCAAGGCAAUGUCUCGAUCUCAACUCGCACACUUGGGCCAAUUUGAAGUUGGACGCUACGGUAUCGGCAAGAUUCAAUUCUCGAAAGCCGACCUCAGCAACACCGACUUGGACCAGCUGUACGGAGGUAUUGUAAAGCUCGAGAAGAACUCGGCAACCGUCUACCCAACUGAAGAAGACACGCCUCCACGCGGACAGGGCCUCAAUGUUCCUAGCAAGAUCUGGUUGGAGAACUCAUGGCCGCGUAGCCACAACGGCCAGAAAGUGGUCCUCAAGGAGGGCACUCCGGCCUACGAGAAGCAUAUUCGUCGCUUCAAGAAGAUCACGGGCACCAAAUUCGAUCGAUACGAGCCUGACACAGGCACGUGGGUCUUCGAUGUCGACCACUUCACGACGUACGAACUGGGCGAAGACGAUGAUGAUGACGAGAUGGAGAUUACCCAACAAGAUUCGAGUGGCCUGAGCGACGCUCCACCCACUCUCGGUCAACCCCAGGAUGACACAAUGCAAAGCAUCGAGACCGCAAAUGGCGCUGGCCUUGGUGGUGACGAUAUCGACGACACAUUCGAGUUCAAGCACACCACUCGCUCGAGAUCAAGCUUCCCCGAGUCGCAGAUUCCGGGCGGGUUUGAUGCUUUUGACGACCAGCAUGUCACCUACGACUACGAUGACCCUAGUGCGGACGAGCAUGUCGAAGACCAGUACAUGAUGGCAGGUGGACUUGGUCAAGAGGACGACGUCUUCGCCGGCCAAGGUGGAGCUGUUCAAGCCCCCUCUCCCGGUGCAUAUGAGCGUCAACAGUCUAGUAUGGCUUCCGACGACCACCGUCCAAACGACAUUGCUGAAUCGCUGCAGGACGAAAAGGAGCCAGAACCGAUGAUUCCAGGUUCCUUCGGUGCUGAAGGCCCUCCGAAACCCUUCCGAUCCAUCCUCAAGCCCGCGACCGCCUUCCCAAGCCCAGAGAAGCUGGCAAAUGAUGAUUGGGAAGACCAACUACAGCGCACCAUGAGUCCGAGGAAGCGCGAUCGCCAGCAUCUGAAGAAUUUGCAACAGAGUCUAUUGAAGGCCGAUCGAGAUGACAUCCACAACAGCCCUUUCAAGCGCAGCAUGCUGGGUCAAAGUCAGCUUGGCCAGAGCUAUCUCGCGCAGAAGAGCGCCAAGAAAGCUGGAUCCGGUGCCAGCACUUUUGCUGGGAAGCCAAGCCAGCUCGGCAAGAGCCCAGCUUUUGCCAACAGCAUGGACAUCAUGACUUCGCUAUGGGAGACAGAGAAAGCUGGCAAGAGAACAGGCGUCAGUGGAUUCGAGACUGCUCAUUCGAAAAAGCCUCGCAUUUCCACCUCCGACAAGCCUGACGAAAACGACUCUGAAUUCCGCCGCACAAUGAAGCCCCACUUCGGCACUGAGACUCUCGUAUACAAGGUCCCUGCAGCCACUCCUCAAGUCGACUCGCCGCUCGGCACAAUGGCCAAGCCACUGAUUUCGCAACCGUACGAGGUUCGCUUCACUGGCUUCCGGAGUCGGCAGCGAAACGAUGCGUUUGAUCUCGAGAGCGAUGUCACCACCCCCCUCGUGUAUCAGCGAGACUGCACCGGUGGAGUCGGCCAUUCCACGACCCGCUUCUCUAUCAACUAUAGUCCCCCCGCUUUCGAACCCCUUGGUUCUAAGCAGAACAAGGUCGAUGUCUUGGAAGCGUUCAUUUGGAAGACCGCCAUGCAUCUGUGGGACGAUGUCAAAAACAUUGCCGCUGAUCUUAUAGAUGGGAUGACGGCGAGUGACAUAGAUAGCUACGCUGACAGGCUGCGAAAAGACGCCUUCUGCCAGUUCUGGGCCGACGAAAUGGUUCAUGGCAUCGAGAGGCAACUAUCGGCCGCCUCAAAAGAAGAGAAAGCCUUGUUGCUACUCACAACGCAUGAUGUGGAGGGGGCCGCCGAUGUGCUGCUUGAAGCCAAGAACUACCGACUCGCGAUGCAGGUUGCUCAACUGCCCGGAACCGACGACAGUCGAGCAUUGAUGCAAGGCCAGAUCGACGAGUGGCGCAAGCGUAACGAUUGGAGCGAAAUGUCAGACCCUAUUCGCGCUCUUUACUCGAUUCUUGCCGGCGAAACUUGCACUGUACAAGGCAAAAAUGGACCAAGAGAGGAUCGCUGUGCCGAGUUUAGCAUCGGUGAGAGAUUCGGUCUCAGCUGGAAGCAAUGCUUUGCCUUGAGAUUGCUCUACGGCGGUCAGUCUGAUCUCAAAGAUGCUGUCCGAUCAUACGUGGACGACCUUGCGACCGGUCGGGAAAAGGUUCAGCCAAUACCUGAUUGGGCGAGCGACGACGAUGCGGCGAAUGGCAGAGAGAGCGUUGUUCUGGGACUUUUGCGAAUUUUCUCUGGCGUCGCUAUGCGUCCUGCCGACCUCGAGGCCAUUCUCGACCCGAAGACCGUGUCUGGUAACGCCCUUUACUCUCGUCUGUCGUGGCAACUCGCUGUCAUUCUCGAUGUGAGAGGCAUUGCCACAUUGCCGGGUGACAAGUUGGACCAUCUUACUGCCGGUUUUGCUGGGGAGCUGGAAUUGACCGGAGAGUUUAUCACGGCAAUCUGGGUUCUCAAGCAUCUGUUAGGCGAGGAGAGUCGUAAGAUCGCGAUUGGAGAGGUCUUGUAUCGCAAUGGUGGAAAAAUUUCCGACCCGACACCACCUGGGGAUGACGAGGAAUAUGAUGAAGACUACUUCGUUUCAAGCUUUCGAAUACUCUCUGAAGAGCUGAAGGUCUCAGAAAGCGACCUAUGGUCAUCGAAGGCACAGUAUGCUCGAGCUGUAUUGGGCGAUGCACGUUUGCAGGCUGAAUAUCUCAUCAAGGCUCGCAAUACAGGUCAAGCGCAGCAGGUCAUAUCGACGAUCAUCGGACCACGCGCCGUCAUCGAGGAAGAUUACGAGGAACUUAUCGUGGUCAUUCAAGCACUGGAAAACAGCGGUAUCCUCGGCGCAAGUGACCAGCGUAGUGUGCCGGUCUAUGCCGCCUUCGUCGAGCUGAUGAGCAUGACACCUGCUGAGAGGCGAUCCGAGGGCCGGGAGCUCCUGACUUAUCUGAAGGCCAGCUUCCCACAAUUCAAGCAGUCAGAUGGUGGUGGACCAUGGUCAAGCUCUUAUGCAAAGAGUCUGGAAGAAAGUGUUGCAUGCGUGGAGAUGGAGCGAGUUCUGAGGGAGGAAUUCAGGGCGAGCGGCAUUGAUGCCAGCAAGUGGGAUCCAAAUGCCAAGGCUAAGGACGGCAACGGCAAGGCUACUAAUGACGACGAAAUGCAGGGUGUGCAAAGCAACAGCAACAGCAACAGCACUGGUGAUCUUUGGACACGGUAUCAGCAGGCGAUGGGGACAGUUGCUUGA